This is a messenger RNA of Eupeodes corollae, 2868 nucleotides long. RefSeq names its product aminopeptidase N-like. The transcript is spliced from 7 exons. Gene Ontology annotation, cellular component: cytoplasm. Gene Ontology annotation, biological process: proteolysis; peptide catabolic process. Bases 79 to 2808 code for a protein of 909 amino acids. Lineage: Eukaryota; Metazoa; Arthropoda; Insecta; Diptera; Syrphidae. Gene Ontology annotation, molecular function: peptide binding; metalloaminopeptidase activity; zinc ion binding. The record is from RefSeq and is a predicted model, not a curated record.
CUGACAUCAACUAAUUAAAAUGCGCAUACAUUAAACUAUACGAAAUAUUAGUCUCGAUUCCGCGGCCCAACUACCAACAUGUUGGCUCUUAUCGCUUUCUUAAAGAUCGCGUUGUUUUUGCCUCCGUUUUUUGUCAAAGUUCAAUCGGUUUCAUUUUCGUCAGCUGAUGUUUUUGAUCAUGAUUCUAACAUCACAUCAAAAUCACACAUACGUUUGCCAAGCGCAUUAAUACCCACUAAAUACUAUGUGCACAUCAAUACCCGUAUUCACGAAAACAUUCGUCCAUUCAACGGAAAUGUCACUAUCGAACUUAGGGUAAUUGAACCUACCGAUGAGAUUGUUUUGCAUGCAAAAUAUCUUUAUGAUUUUGAAGUUUCACUGAGAAAUCUUAAAACUGGUGAAGAACUUGAAGGAUUGCGAUUUGUUCAUGAGCAUAAAUUGAAUUUCUUGAGAAUAUUUGGAGUUAGAAAAGAACUUAACCUAAAGCCAGGAGAACUAUAUCGUUUGGAGAUUUUGUUUGGAGGCACACAUCAAGAUGCAAACUAUGGAUUCUACAUGGACUCUUAUUUGGAUGACAAAGGGCAGGAGAUUCCUCUAGCAAUAACGCAAUUUGAACCUACAAAUGCUCGAAUGACAUUUCCAUGCUUCGAUGAACCACACCUCAAGUCUCGAUUCAUAAUCACAGUAACACAUGGAAGCAACUAUACAGCCUUGUCAAAUAUGCCAGUGGAUGGAGUUCCGAUUCAAAAUGCUGACACGAAAAUGACCACUACAACUUUUCUUAAAACUCCUAAAAUGUCAACUUAUCUUGUUGCCUUUGCAGUCACUAAUUACCACCAUAUCAGUGAAAUUGUCAAUAACCGCGAACAUCGAGUAUUUUUCCCACCAAAUUCCAAAGACAAUGGAAGUCAUGCUCUGAAAAAUGGUAUCUCAAGCCUAAGUGCCCUUGAAAACUACUUCGGAAUUGAAUAUCCAUUGCCAAAGCUCGAUCAUAUUAGAGUUGAAAAAACUUAUGGCAUUGCUAUGGAAAAUUGGGGUCUUCUAACUUACAAUAACAAAAAUUUCGUCACAAACAUUCGUAAUAAUUCAUUGGAAGAAGUUCAUAAGAUCAUAUCACAAAAUCAUGAAAUCGCUCAUCAAUGGUUUGGAAAUUUAGUUUCACCGAAGUGGUGGACUUAUGUUUGGCUUAAGGAAGGCUUUGCAGUGUAUUUUAGCUAUGUUGCAACGCAGUUGAUCUUUCCCGAAAAGAACAUGGACAAAUAUUUACUUUCGAGAGAAAUGCGUGAGGCUUUUAAGCAUAGCUAUCACCAUCCAAUGACAAGCUACGUUGAAGAAGAAUUUGACAUUAGGAAAGCUUACAAUAUGGUCUCCUAUAGAUUCGGUGGCUGUUUCGUACGAAUGUUCCAUCACGCUAUUGGUCAUAAGACUUUCAUCAAAGGUGUUGCUCUUUAUCUAACAAGAUUCCAAUACUCCGUUGCUGAUGAAAAUGAUCUCUUUAAAGCUCUCCAAGAAGCUGUUGAUGAGGAUGGGGUCGAACUGUUUCAAAAUAACCGAACAGCGACUAUUAUGCGCUCCUGGACACAUAACAUUGGAAUACCAAUCGUAAUGGUCACAAGGAACUUCGACAAUGGAACGAUAACAAUUCGACAAAAAUCCAAAAAGGACUCAUCCAAAGACAAGUGGUGGAUUCCCUUGAGUUUUGCCACUGCUUCACGACCCGAUUUUGAGAAAACUACUGCUGAUUACAUAUUGCCCCCAGAAGAAGAAGUGACUAUAAGCCUUCUAGAAGAUCUUAGUCUAAACGUUACAAACUCUGAUUGGCUAAUUGUUGACAAGCAGCAAACUGGACUCUAUCAUGUAGUCUACGAUGAUCAAAGCAUGCGUCUUAUAGCUGAAUCCCUGAAUAAGGACCAUAAGCAGAUUCAUCUUUUCAAUCGUGCCAAAUUUCUUCGGGACCUUGUCGAUUUAGAGGAUAGAAAUGCCUUCUCUGUGGACACUUUGCUCGAUGUCAUUCAGUACCUCAAAUACGAAGAAGACCUUCUGGCGUGGGAAUAUGCAGCUGACUUAAUUUUACUAUUCUACCAUCAGCUACAUGGCAGCCGGUCCCAUGAAAUGUUCAAGUCCUUCAUUCGUGAUUUGGUUGGAGAUGUUUUCAAAAAAAUCUACAGUCGUUCAAAAGAUGAUCUCUCCUUAUCCGUGUCACUUAAGGACAAGAUCCUUAAAAUUGCUUGUGAAGUCGAUUUGACGGAUUGCCUUCAUUAUACUCAAAAGCUUACCAGUGAUUAUUUUCUAAACGAACUAAAUGAUGAACAUUUAAAAUCGGACUUCACCCUAUGUCAAGGCCUCAAAACAGCUGCUUUUGAGGAAUUCAAGAAGUUGGUCACAAAAAUUACUACUCCCGAUGGGAGUAUUGUGAAAUUCUAUGAGUUUUUAUUCUCAUUGAAAUGUGUGAGAUCAUUGGAAAAUAUUCGAUAUUUUCUCGAUAUCAUGUCCAUGGAUAUUCCAACCGAUACAUCACAACGUCGGAGUAAAUAUGCAAGGACACAAGCUCUGUCAAUGUUGUAUUUAUUAAAUCAUGAGGCGAGACCAAUGAUUUUUGAAUUUCUAGUGCAAAAGGAUAAACAAACUGCUAUGGCGAUUCGUGACGGAGCAACUAAUAUGGAAGGAAAAAAUGAGAACGAAAUGUCAGCAAGAAAGAUAUUCCAGAGAAAAUAUGAGGAAAAUAUCAUAAAAUGGCUUGAGAAAUACAAUGCAAAGAGAGAAUUAGCACGGACGAGUGACAGUAGUACUUACAAAAGUAUAGCAUAGGAAAAGUAUACAACUAAAACAUUUAAGGAUAUUAAAAUUGAAAUAAUUUAAUUUUUAAAA